This is a messenger RNA of Pyricularia pennisetigena, 816 nucleotides long. RefSeq lists its product as uncharacterized. The transcript is spliced from 4 exons. Lineage: Eukaryota; Fungi; Ascomycota; Sordariomycetes; Magnaporthales; Pyriculariaceae. Gene Ontology annotation, molecular function: oxidoreductase activity, acting on the CH-OH group of donors, NAD or NADP as acceptor. Bases 1 to 816 code for a protein of 271 amino acids. The record is from RefSeq and is a predicted model, not a curated record.
AUGUCUUCCUACGUCAUCACCGGAGCCUCGAGGGGCAUUGGCUGGGCACUCCUGGAAAACGUCUCUAGGUCCCCAGAGAACAAGGUCAUCGGCCUCGUCCGCAACAAGGCCUCGGUCGACAAGCGCGUGGCCGAGGAGCUCAAGGACCGCAGCAACAUCACCAUAAUCCAGGCCGAUCUGACAGACUAUGCGGCGCUUGAGCGGGCAGCGAAGCAGACGUCAGAGCUGACAGGCGGAAGCCUCGACUAUCUGAUCGCAAACGGCGCCCUGCUGACCUUUACCGAUUCGUAUGACGUUGAGAAUUUUGUCAAAUACAACGGUGGCGAAGGCGCGGCACAGUUCCUCCGCGACGCAUUCGAGACAAACGUCAUUGGCAACUUCAACCUCUACUCCCUCUUCACGCCUCUGAUCCUCAAGGGCAACAAGAAGAAGGUCAUGGCCAUCUCGUCCGGCCACGCCGACCUGAAUCUGGUGACCGAACACCAACUCGACGGCUUGCCCGCCUAUGCGGCCAGCAAGGCCGCCCACAACAUGAUCACGGCCAAGUUCCACGCCCGCUACGCCAAGGACGGCGUGCUAUUUAUGAGCGUCUGCCCCGGCACCGUGGACACUCUUGACUUUUCGAAGUUGAACGAAGCACAGCAAGCCACAACGAACAACAUGGUGGCCAUCUUCAAGAAGUUGCAGCCCAACUGGACCGGCCCCAAGGCCCCCUCGACCUCGGCCGAGGAGCUGCUGAAGAUCCUGGAGGAAUCGACCAUCGAGACCAAGGGAGGAAAGUACUUUUCGCACACCGGCACCGACAGCUGGCUGUGA